AUGUCGCGAUCAACAGACUACAAACAACAUUCGCCUUCGCAUAGUAUCCAUCUCCAUACUCCUAAUCCACAGAGCCAAGGGUUCAAACCCUGCAAUACUAUUCCCUCCGCAUCCAUUGGAAUCAACUUUCACAUAGAUCCCUGCUGUACACCGUCGUCAUCACCACCAGAACUCAUGUCCCUCGCGUCUGCAGACCCGGAAGCCUGCAGAAAAACAAAGGGAUCCCUCAAGCACCCGUCUGUAAACCAAUAUCUGGCCACCAAACGCAAUCGUCAAAUAUACUCCUUACUCGCAAUCCUUAUUUUUUUCUCAUCCUUAACUCUGAUCAUGUUCUAUUGCUCAGAAUGCGAUAUUACAACUGGUCAAUGCGGGUGUGAGCUCGGGAGAUCAAAGUCUUUUCCCUCUGUUAGCUCUAUACCAAUAUUAGCAUCAAUCACAAAACCAUCAUCAGGAGGAUCAGGAAGGAUACCAGGACGGGCCGCUUCUGACGCUGUUGUCGCUGUUAAUGUGUUUGGAGGGAUAGGGUUGUCAGCGGAUCAAGGAGUGGUGAUAGCAUCUAAUGGCAGAAGGUACAAAACAAAUGCAAACAAGCCAUGGGGUUCCCUGUAUGGUCAUUCCAAAAAAAUCUAUAACGAUGAUCAACUUGGCGUAGACGAUAUGUCUGGAGAUACCGAUGAUUCUAUUCACCAAAACUAUGAACAAAGGAUCAGAGAAGAACAGCUGGAUGAUUAUAUUGCCAUCGACUAUGGUGAAACAAAGAGAUUUGAUGAAAAGGUCAGCAGCAUCGAAGGAGGACACGGUAAAGACGAAGGCUUGACAACUGGAUCGGAGGCCAUUAAAAUAAAAGAUGACAGUGUCUUUUUAUCUAAAGUUGAAAGCGCCUAUCAACGACAGGCCUUUAAUGACCGACUUGCUCCAGACACAAAAUACAUGUCGUACCUUCCUGAUGGCGGGCUAUCCAACCAGUUCUACGGUAUGUUGCGAGCCAUCAUGCUAGCCAAGUCGUUGAAUCGUACCCUGGUUCUGCCUUCUAUCACAUCUUGGCAGAAAGAUGACAAUGUCGGGCAGAAUCAGCCAUGGUCCAACUACUUUGACUUGGAGACAUUUAAGCAACUUACUGGCGUAAAAAUCAUCGAGCUCCAGGAUGUUCGGGGGCCUAACCGUAUCCUACCUACAGCACCUGAGAGUUUGGUUUGCCAUGUCACCUGUGGCGUAGGCAGCUUGCGACCAUUAGAUCCGACAGCCAAGAGCUUUUUGAAGCAAUGGAAGCUUGAUCUCUCCAUGAAGACUCCUGCGCUUGAAACGAAUGAAUUGGAGCAGCUGAAAACAACACUUAGGACUCUGGAUGACGAACAUUUGCUUUGUAUCACCAAUGGGAAUAAUAUUGCAACUUCCAAAAAGACGGAAUGGGAUUUGUACGGCCGCUAUCUUUAUUUCGCGCCAGCUUUCGAGCGGCACUUUGAGGCAGUGCUCCAUAGACUGAGUGAGGUUGGUGCUCAGCAAAGCCAUUUCCAAUCUGGACGGAUUGGGAUAUACGCCUCCGGUAACCAAGAGUCUGAUACAAAAGAAAGUGAUUAUGGUCGCCUCAAUAGUGCCAUCAUCCCUGAUAGACGUCUCUAUCGUGAUACUGACCAAGGCAAAUCCUUGAGGAGCAGCAGUAGUGGUGGCAGUAGCAUUAGCAGCAGUAACAUAGCCAACAAGACCAUUUUUCGGCGUGGGUCUUUCAUUUCGAUCCACGCCAGACGAGGUGAAUUCAUCAGCUAUUGUCAACAGUAUUUCCAGCAUGCUCUACAGUCCUGCUCACCAACGACACAGGAGUUAGCCUCAACACUUCGUGACAUAGUUCUAGGCAAUCCUGUUCUGAGGAAUUUACCUGUCUAUGUCUCUACAAACGAAGAUCGUCCCGAAGAACUGGAUGAGUUCCGAGCACUGGGAUGGCAUGUUCUUGAUCAUCAAGCAAUGGGGACCAAAGAGCGACUUGGAGUCUUUGGACCCUUAAUGAUGGAUCAGAUUUUCAUGGCUCAAGCAGAGAUCUUGAUCGGUGUGCAGACGAGCAUGCUUUCACGAGUGGGAGCAUACCGGCAAGAGGAUUGGAACGGACGCAGGGCUGUGUUUUUGUAA
Molecule: messenger RNA, 2121 nt
Organism: Lobosporangium transversale
Lineage: Eukaryota; Fungi; Mortierellomycota; Mortierellomycetes; Mortierellales; Mortierellaceae
Product: GDP-fucose protein O-fucosyltransferase-domain-containing protein
Exons: 1
Coding region: 1-2121 (706 amino acids)
Biological process (GO): protein O-linked glycosylation via fucose
Molecular function (GO): peptide-O-fucosyltransferase activity
Source: RefSeq, a predicted model, not a curated record